AUGUUAUUACUUUUGAUCAUUGCUGGUUUUCAAACAUCGUCUGCAGCAUUAUCUUUCUUCAUUUAUCUCAUCAGGAAAUAUCCACGUGUACAAAAGAAAACUGAAAUCAAAUUAAAAAACAAUGAAAAUAAUCAAAAUUUAACAAUGGUACGACUUUACUGGCUCAUCUAUUUAGAUGCUAUUAUCAAUGAAGUACUUCGUUUUACUUCACCUUCUAUCGGUACAAAUCGUAAAUUGAUGGCAGAUUACCAUCUUCCAUAA
Rotaria sp. Silwood2 is the source of this 261-nucleotide messenger RNA. NCBI's taxonomy places the organism in Eukaryota, Metazoa, Rotifera, Eurotatoria, Philodinida, Philodinidae. The record is from the annotation of a GenBank genome assembly.